GAUAUCGUAUUCUACUGCGAUAGUACAUCCGCUUGCAAAGAAGUAAUGGCACUAUGUACCGGAAACCACGAGCUCUAUGGUCGCCGCCGCCGCCCCGAUUCAAUCGAAGUACAGCAAAUGAAAGCCCAAGCGAAGGAAGCCAAAAACGCCCGGGAUGCUGAACGAGAGAAGCUUGCCGCAGAGCGUAAGGCACGUGAAUUAAUGGAAGAGCGUUAUCGAAAGAUGGAACUGGCAAUGCAAGAGCAAGAAUUGGCGUACGAAAUGUCUCAAUCGGCGCUGACCGAUUAUCAGCGCAAAGUAAAGGAACUCGAAGCCCAAUUAGAAGAUGAAAAACGCGCUCGAAUGGAACUUGAAAACAUGCAGCGUCGUUUAGAAGAAGUUAAUCGACAAUUGGAGAUUUUUUGGUUUCCACCUACACCCUAUUUUGCAGAACAAGAACUACAACCGCUGGAAAAUCUAUCACGUCCCGAGGACAGUCGCCAGGUCAUGGCCGCAACCAACAUGGACCACGCCAAACGACUAGAAGUUAUGCGAAAGGACUUGGAUGCCACACGCGAUCGACGCAAGCUUCAACAAGUUGACAUUCGUUAUGAGGAGAAUCUUAGCAAGGGUAUGGAUAAAUAUCGCACGCUGCAUGCAAUUCGUCAAGGAAACACGAAGAAACGCGUGGAACAGUUUGAGUCCCUUUAG
Messenger RNA from Echinostoma caproni, 690 nucleotides. NCBI's taxonomy places the organism in Eukaryota, Metazoa, Platyhelminthes, Trematoda, Plagiorchiida, Echinostomatidae. The record is from the annotation of a GenBank genome assembly.